Musa acuminata subsp. malaccensis (wild Malaysian banana) is the source of this 1074-nucleotide messenger RNA. Its product is annotated as protein RGF1 INDUCIBLE TRANSCRIPTION FACTOR 1-like. NCBI's taxonomy places the organism in Eukaryota, Viridiplantae, Streptophyta, Magnoliopsida, Zingiberales, Musaceae. The record is from RefSeq and is a predicted model, not a curated record.
GCCCUCUCCCCCUCCCCUUGUUCUCAUAUGCCUGCCUUGUUGCUCCUUCGUUUCUCUGCUCCACUGCAAGCUUGAGAAAGAUCGAAAUGGUGAUCGACCAGGAAUCCCCCAACAAAGAGCUCGAUCUCAAGAAUAGACGAGGAGGAGGAGGAGGGCUGGAGGAUGACAGCCGGUGCCCCCGCUGGCUGCGCCCACUGCUGUCGACGAGGUUCUUCAUCCAAUGCAAUCUCCACGCGGACUCCAACAAGACCGAAUGCAAUAGGUACUGCCUCGACUGCACCAACGGCGCCCUCUGCUCGCUCUGCCUCGCCCAUCACCACGGCCACCGCACCACCCAGAUACGGCGAUCGUCCUACCACGACGUGAUCCGCGUUUCCGAGAUCCAGAAGGUGUUGGACAUCACCGGCGUGCAGACGUACAUCAUCAACAGCGCCCGCGUGGUGUUCCUGAACGAGCGUCCCCAGCUGAGGCCCGGCAAGGGAGUCACCAACACCUGCGAGGUCUGCGAGCGGAGCCUCCUCGACUCCUUCCGCUUCUGCUCCCUCGGCUGCAAGAGAGCCGGCACAGCCAACGAUCACAGCAAGAAGAAGUCAAUGAAGCAGAAAGCAAUGGCGGCGGCGGCACCUUCGGACUCGGAAGAGUCGUACGCUAGCAGCCGCGGGAGCGAGAAGAGCAACGUGAGUCAGGGCUUCACCCCAUCCACCCCGCCGCCGGCCGGCACCCGGAGCGCCAAAAGGAGGAAGGGCAUUCCCCACAGGGCCCCCUUUGGUAGCCUCCUGUUGGAAUUCUAGGUCGCGCUCAUCACCACUAGCUAUAGUGUCAUCGCUACCAAGUCAACCACUCCUAUCUACCAACACAGCAAGCCUCAUGAUAGCAGCUGAGGAUCACCCGUUCUCCUGGAGGUCGGCCUACCUUAUGCUCACGCAUACGGUAUUACUUACUAGUGGCAAGUCGUUCAUGUACUACUACUUUCCGGUGACUGUGUCAUUUUACGAUAUGAUGGAUGAUGAUGCAUGGGAGGGUACUCCUUGUCCCAAAGUUUUGUGAUGAUAUAUAUAGUUCGUGUACAAAGGA